GGUGGUGGAGGCGGUGGUGGUGGUGGUGGGGUGUUCGUUUCGUUUUGUAGCGCGCUGCAGUUAGUGACGAGGCGAGACACCCGUGGUGGGAAGGGCUGUGGGAAGGGCCGUGUGUAACUUGAACCGCAUCUCACCUCCUACGCGGUUGUCAGCUCCGCAGCACCCUCGAAGCUCUCUUCAUACGGCAGACCCGCGACAAAACGAGCCCGUCUACAUAUACCACUUGCAUCGGCGAUAGUUGAUCUCCAGAGCAUCUAAUACUCAUUACCACACAAGCGGACACCCACGAUUGGCUACACGAGCUCGCCUGCACCUCCGAAAGACCUACCAUGGACGAGACCGAAGCCAUCACCGUGCGGCUAUCCGAGCUGUUACGGCACCCGGAGGACCUCGACAAGAUAGCUGCGCUUCGCUCAGAUUUCAGUCGCAAGAAGGCACAUGUGGAUACGCAGUUAAAGUCGGGAUUGAAAAGCCAGCUCGAGGUUACAGAGGCGGGUAUCAAUGCCAUCAGUAAUGGCCAGAAGACGCUUAAUGGCAUCAAAGAGGAGAUGAUCCGGAUAGACAAGCUCUGUGCGGAGGCAGAGAAUAUGAUCUCGGAGUUCCCCCUGAUCAAUAAGAUAUCGAAAAUCCAUCGGAACUUUCUAGCAGUCGAAGAUAUCAAGUCGAAUCUUGCCAGUCUGCACGAUCAGCUGAGCAAUGUGGAUCGUAUGCUCGAACAGGACGAUGGCGAUGAGCUGACGAACCCGAUGCCGAAUCUCCUUCCCAUCCACUUCGCAUUGACCCAGCUGCAAGAUUUUCGGGACGAUGUAAUGGAACAGAGUGACAAGGUCGGCGACAACGACGUACGGAAAACAUUGGAGAGCUACUUCGCGCCGUUGGAUAAUACCAUCGAACUUUUUAACGAACGGAUCGGUCUCAUCGCGAUGAGCAUGGUAGACCUGGUCCGGGCCGAAAACCAGGGCUUGGUAGUGCGCCUGGCGAAGAUCAUAGAGGCGGAGGAGCGAGCAGACGAGAAAGUGCUGGCGCUGAAGGAGGCGCAAGAAUCGCACCAGCAUCUGACACAGAAGUUCAAGUCGAUAGCACGAGUGCCAAAGACUGCGCGAGGAUACAAGCAGAAGUUCCUGGACUGCAUCAGGGCCUCGGCCGAAGCGAAGUUCGAAAAUGCGAGAAACAAUUUCGAGGACGAUCCAGAUAUGCUCGGGCAGUGGAUGGAGUGGUACUUUGAUGACCUGUCACUGGUCAAGCAUGACUUUCCGAAGCUAUUCCCGCCGAAAUGGAGGAUCUUCCACACCAUACUGGACACCUACCAUAACCUAAUGCACGACUUCCUGAAGGAUCAUAUCGACCGGCCCGAUCUGGACGGUCAGAGUUUACUCAGCAUUAUCCUUUGGAACGGCGAGUACUCUCAGGGCAUGAAGAAGCUUGGUAUCAAGGCGGCGGAAAUGGUGCCUCACGUGAUAGACAACAAGGAGGCAGAUCUGCUCCGGGAGUACUCGCAGCUCAUCGCCAGCAAGAUGGAGGAAUGGAUGAACAACAUCAUGGAUGACGACACACGGGAAUUCGUGCAGCGGGAGAAUCAACCGACCGAACAGGACGGAAAGUGGCACAUGCCUAGUGUACCAACCAUGUUCACCAUGAUCAACCAGCAGCUCAACGUAGCUCUCGACAGUAACAAGGGCAACGUCGUGUCGAGCGUCAUCGACGAGUGCGUACGGCUCCUCAAGAACCGCCAAUCAAAGUGGGAGCAGGUCAUCAAGGACGAGAUCAGCAAGCACAUGCGUGCUGUUACCAAGGAGGAGCUGGAGGACCUCCCAGAUGGUAUCCUGGAGUACAUGAUCGCAGUAGCCAACGAUCAGCUCCGCUGCGCCGCCUACACGCAAGAAAUAUCGGACAGCAAAGCGCCCCUCCUCUCCAAGAAAUACGAAGACCGCGUGCGCGCCUCCCUCGACGAUGCAACCAACGGAUUCGUCGACUUAGCCACCUUCUGCAUGGGCCAACUAAUCGAAAUCAUCUUCAACGACCUCAAACCAAUCCGGAACACUCUCUUCACAGCCUCCUGGUACAGCGGUAACGAAAUGGAAACAAUGAUCACGACCAUCCGCAGCUACGUCGCCGACAUCGAAGGCGGCUUGGACGAAGAUCUCUUUGCCGCGUUCAUGCACCAGCUCUCGGAGCAGACCUGUAUCACCUACCUCUCCGGCGUGUACAACAAAGGCGCCAAAUUCCGGAUCGGCGAGGCGGUCUCUCAGAUCCGUGCCGACGUGGCGCUAGCCUACCGUUUCUUUACGGAGUUCAUCGAUUCGGGCGAGGUCCGCAGCGUGUGGACGGUGCUGGAACAGUUCCUGGCAAUGAUCUCGACGGAAAAGGACGCGCUCCCGGAGCGGUACGAGGACUUUAAGACUGCGUACUGGGACCUCCCGCUGAGCUGGGUCGAGGCGGUCGUCAAGUGCCGCGAGGACAAGACUAGGGACAUGCUCGAGGGCGUCAAGUCUAGGAAUGUCUACACCCCUAGAGGACAGGAGCCCACUAUCAUGUCGAGGUAUGCUAGGUUGCUCACUGCUUCCUGAGUGGGCUGUGGUCACUGACGAGUUGCGUGUGCGUGUGUGUAUGUGUGUGUGUAUGUGUGUGCAACACACACUCAAUUGAUCGUGUGUUCGUGUGUUCGUGUGUUCGUGUGUUCGUGUGUUCGUGUGUUCGUGUGUUCGUGUG
Tricharina praecox is the source of this 2709-nucleotide messenger RNA. Its product is annotated as exocyst complex component Sec6-domain-containing protein. Gene Ontology annotation, molecular function: SNARE binding. NCBI's taxonomy places the organism in Eukaryota, Fungi, Ascomycota, Pezizomycetes, Pezizales, Pyronemataceae. Gene Ontology annotation, biological process: exocytosis; exocyst localization. Bases 330 to 2567 code for a protein of 745 amino acids. The record is from RefSeq and is a predicted model, not a curated record. The transcript has 6 exons. Gene Ontology annotation, cellular component: exocyst.